Molecule: messenger RNA, 459 nt
Organism: Theobroma cacao (cacao)
Lineage: Eukaryota; Viridiplantae; Streptophyta; Magnoliopsida; Malvales; Malvaceae
Product: auxin-responsive protein SAUR68-like
Biological process (GO): response to auxin
Source: RefSeq, a predicted model, not a curated record
AUGAUUACCCCAAAGAAGCUUAUCAGGAUGGCAAGAAAGUGGCAGAAGACAGCUGCCAUUGGAAGGAAAACAAUUACUUCAGCAAGGACAAAUUACAAAAAGAUGGCUGCUGCAAGUCAUUCUAAACAAUCAUCAGUGGUUGAGAAAGGCUACUUUGUUAUCUACACAAUUGAUGAGAGACGUUUUGCGAUUCCCUUGGCGUUUCUCAGAAACAGCAUUUUCCAGGAACUCUUAAAGAUGUCUGAGGAGGAGUUCGGACUGCCAAGUGAUGGGCCUAUAACAUUGCCAUGCGAUGCAGUCGUCAUGAAUUACAUUAUCUCCCUUGUGAAACGAGGAUUAUUAGCUAAGGAUUUGGAGAGAGCAGUGCUCAGUUCUAUUACUGGCUAUCGCUUCUCAUCAUACAGUACGUUUUUCCAUGAAGGACAUGAUGACCAACAGUCACUUGUUUGGACAUGCUGA